Messenger RNA from Didymosphaeria variabile, 858 nucleotides. Its product is annotated as putative phosphoglycerate mutase pmu1. Gene Ontology annotation, molecular function: phosphatase activity. The record is from RefSeq and is a predicted model, not a curated record. Lineage: Eukaryota; Fungi; Ascomycota; Dothideomycetes; Pleosporales; Didymosphaeriaceae. The transcript is spliced from 2 exons. The coding region runs from base 1 to 858 and encodes 285 amino acids. Gene Ontology annotation, cellular component: cytoplasm.
AUGGCCGGCCAACGAUGUACGUUCAAAGCCCAACAUGGCUUCUUCACCCAUGACGACGAUCCAGAAAGCUGGGACUUUCGGGCGACCACCAGGCCCCUUCUCGGCAUUAAGACACGAGAAUAUGCCACGGAUUCAGAUUUUGAGCCGAAAGAAGAGAGUACGCAAUGGCAGCGACUAGAACACUACGUCCGUCACAUGAACACCCUCAACCCUACACAACAGCGUUGGAAAAUAUUUUACAUCAUCCGCCAUGGCCAGGGAAUCCACAACGUCAAACAUGAUGAAGUCGGACGGGAAGAGUGGGAUCGGUACUGGUCUAAGCUUUCUGGCGAUGGCCACGUGGUCUGGGAAGAUGCCGAAUUGACGCCAUUUGGGGAGCAGCAAGCGGAGGCUAUUGCGAGUUUCUUUGGGAGGGGGGAAGUACCGUUGCCGGAUGUGAUUUUCAGCAGUCCUCUGAGGAGAUGCUUGGAGACGACGAAGAUUGCGUACAAGGACGACUUGGCAAUGGUGGGAAGUACAAGUGAAUCAAUAAGGAGACCACUGGUGAAGGAAAAGCUGCGCGAACGACUGGGCGUGCACUUGUGCGAUAAGAGGAGCACAAAAUGCUUCACCGAAGAAGAUGAGCUUUGGAAAGCAGAUGUCAGAGAGACCUUAGACGAGCACAUGACCAGGGCUGCGCAAUUGUUGGAAGACAUCUUCGAGCGCGAGGGUGAUGAGGCCAUUGUGAGCUUAACUGCGCACUCGGGUGCUCUAAUGGCACUGUUUGGGGCCACGGGGUGGAAAAAGGUUCCUGUGGCUGCGGGGGCAGUGUACCCUUUGUUGGUGGUCGCGGAAAAAGUCUCGACGGAAGGCCAAUAA